ACUACGAUCGAAAUAAAAUUGUGUCUAACAGCAUCGAAAGGACUUGAUUGCUGAUGUUGAUGAAUUGUAGGGAUGUUUAUUCUUUGACUAAUUAAUGGCAGCACAGAGGUGUUAUUAAUGGAGGCGACGGUGGUCUUCAUGAAUGACAAAAGACUCAUUUUCUUGCGUGAUUUGCGAGCUUUAGGUACAUUGGCAAGACUAGAUUGGAUCGAGGAAGGAGGGUAGCGUAUAUGACACGCUCUCUUGGCACGCGGUAACUAACCGAGAAUAGACGGUAAAGAUAACACAAAAGGGGUUUUGCCAAUUAGCUAUUUGUAAAGGGGUAAUGCAAAAUAACUAUUUAUUUUGAGGGGAAAUACAAAAUCCCCUUGAUAUGGGGUAACUAAAACAUAUGUGGGUGGAAAUAUCAGUUUCUCGAGUUAAUAAUAAGCUGGAAGAAUCGUUUCAAUGGAGUCAUCAAACUGAGAUCGGUGAAAGAAAUAAGCAUUUUCCCCAUUCUGUCGCUCUCAUUAUUUUCAGAUUUGGCAAAGCUUCUCGUACACUAUCACCGUAUCAGCUGAAAUCCGAUUAAUACUCACAGAAUCAUGAGCAAUAAUGCUGCUGGCGGAGAUGCUAGGGCUCCAAUGAACGAACAAGCUGUAGCCAACAUAUACGGGAACAUGAGGUCUGAUGUGAACCAACUUUAUUCCAAAAUUACAGAACUGGAGAUGGAGGUGAGUGAGCAUUCAUUGGUGAUUGGAGCCAUAUCUCCACUUGACCAAUCCCGGAAAUGCUACAGAAUGAUUGGAGGUGUGUUAGUUGAGAGAACCAUCAAGGAAGUUCUGCCUGCUGUGCAGCGUAACAAAGAAGGUCUCCAGGAGGUAAUCACUCGGAUGAAUGAGUCCUUGGAAAGGAAGAAAAAAGAGAUGGCAGAGUUUGAAGCAAAAUACAAAAUUAGAAUCAGAAAGUCUGAUGAUGAGGUGAAGGAUGACAGUAGCCGGAAAGAGGCUUCAGCUCAAGGAGUGCUUGUUGGUCCAGCUAACGAAUGAUUGGGCAGUUUUCUGUGAGUUCUCUCUGAUGUCUUUUUUGUUUGGUUGUUGGGGAAUGUUUACAUACAAUCUUGUUUUAAUCUCCCAUUUUUAGUGAUAUGAUAGUUAGGCUUUUGAGAUUUUCAUAUGACGAUCAUGGUUGGUCAAAAUUAGAAGUUUUACCUGGUAAUGAUCAACAGUAUGGGGGUUUAUGAAGUGAUAUCAAAUUAUAUUA
Papaver somniferum (opium poppy) is the source of this 1242-nucleotide messenger RNA. Its product is annotated as probable prefoldin subunit 2. Gene Ontology annotation, molecular function: protein folding chaperone. NCBI's taxonomy places the organism in Eukaryota, Viridiplantae, Streptophyta, Magnoliopsida, Ranunculales, Papaveraceae. Gene Ontology annotation, biological process: protein folding. The transcript has 2 exons. The coding region runs from base 585 to 1028 and encodes 147 amino acids. The record is from RefSeq and is a predicted model, not a curated record. Gene Ontology annotation, cellular component: prefoldin complex; cytoplasm.